UCCUCUCUCUCCCUGGGAGGCUCUGAAUGCACAGUACCGAGGCACAGGGAGCACAUCUGCAUCCAGGAGCCUCCAUCUUCUAGACUCCGGCAGCCCCCCGCUUUAUUCGGAUGGUCAGAAGCAUGCAGCGGGUCUAGAUCUCCCUGCAGCGCGCACGGGAAGCUCUUCUCUCGGAUGCUUUACAUCUUCAUCUUGGAAAUGCACAAGAUUAUGUCUGUUUCUGUCUUCCUGGUUCCUGUGCUGUGGGGGCUGAUCACUGGAGUCUAUUCCAACAGCAUCCAAAUAGGAGGGUUGUUUCCAAGGGGUGCAGAUCAGGAAUACAGUGCAUUUCGGGUAGGGAUGGUUAUCUUUUCCACUUCAGAGUUUAGGCUGACGCCCCAUAUCGACAAUCUGGAGGUAGCUAACAGCUUCGCUGUAACCAAUGCUUUCUGCUCCCAGUUUUCAAGAGGAGUCUUUGCUAUUUUUGGAUUUUAUGAUAAGAAGUCUGUAAAUACUAUCACAUCAUUUUGCGGAACUCUUCAUGUCUCCUUCAUAACCCCAAGCUUUCCAACAGAUGGUACUCAUCCAUUUGUUAUUCAAAUGAGGCCGGACCUCAAAGGAGCGCUUCUUAGUUUGAUUGAAUACUAUCAAUGGGAUAAAUUUGCAUAUCUUUAUGACAGUGAUAGAGGUUUAUCAACACUGCAAGCUGUGCUGGAUUCUGCAGCUGAGAAGAAAUGGCAAGUGACAGCAAUCAAUGUAGGCAACAUUAACAAUGACAGGAAAGAUGAAACGUACCGAUCCCUCUUCCAGGAUCUGGAAUUAAAAAAGGAAAGACGGGUGAUUCUUGACUGUGAGAGGGACAAAGUAAACGACAUUGUGGAUCAGGUAAUCACCAUUGGUAAACAUGUUAAAGGAUACCAUUAUAUCAUAGCAAAUCUGGGCUUUACAGAUGGAGAUUUAUCAAAAAUACAGUUUGGAGGGGCCAAUGUAUCAGGAUUUCAGAUUGUCGAUUAUGAUGACCCUGGAGUUGCCAAAUUCAUACAGCGCUGGUCAACACUAGAGGAAAAGGAAUAUCCUGGUGCACACACGACAACUAUUAAGUAUACUUCGGCUCUGACUUUUGAUGCUGUCCAAGUGAUGACUGAGGCCUUUCGAACUUUAAGGAAACAGAGAAUUGAACUCUCUAGGAGAGGAAAUGCUGGUGACUGUUUAGCAAAUCCUGCUGUACCGUGGGGUCAUGGAGUUGAAAUAGAGAGAGCACUCAAACAGGUCCAAGUGGAUGGUUUGACUGGAAAUAUAAAAUUUGAUCAGAAUGGUAAAAGAGUGAAUUAUACAAUCAACAUAAUGGAACUCAAGAGCAAUGGACCUCGGAAGAUUGGCUACUGGAGUGAAAUUGACAAGAUGGUGGUUACUGUUAGUGAUGUAUUAUCUGCAAACGACUCCAUGGGUUUGGAAAACAAAACUGUUAUUGUCACGACUAUUUUGGAAGCUCCAUAUGUCAUGCAUAAGAAAAAUUCAGAUCAGUUUGAGGGAAAUGAUCGUUAUGAAGGAUACUGUGUUGAUUUGGCGACGGAAAUUGCCAGACACUGUGGAUUUAAAUACAAACUGACAAUAGUUGGUGAUGGAAAGUAUGGGGCAAGAGACGCUGAAACAAAAAUAUGGAAUGGCAUGGUCGGUGAAUUAGUCUAUGGGAAAGCGGAUAUUGCUAUUGCUCCAUUAACUAUAACACUGGUGAGAGAAGAAGUGAUUGACUUCUCUAAACCAUUCAUGAGUUUGGGAAUAUCAAUUAUGAUCAAGAAGCCUCAGAAGUCAAAACCAGGAGUGUUUUCUUUUCUUGAUCCUUUAGCCUAUGAGAUCUGGAUGUGCAUAGUGUUUGCAUAUAUUGGGGUCAGUGUAGUUUUAUUCCUGGUGAGCAGAUUUAGCCCAUAUGAAUGGCAUACUGAGGAGUUUGAAGACGGAAGAGAAACGCAAAGUAACGAUUCAUCUAAUGAGUUUGGGAUAUUUAAUAGUCUCUGGUUUUCCCUUGGUGCCUUUAUGCAGCAAGGAUGCGAUAUUUCGCCAAGAUCCCUAUCUGGUCGCAUUGUUGGAGGUGUGUGGUGGUUCUUUACCUUGAUUAUCAUUUCAUCCUACACGGCUAACUUAGCUGCCUUCCUUACUGUGGAACGGAUGGUGUCACCUAUAGAAAGUGCAGAAGAUCUUUCUAAACAAACUGAAAUAGCAUAUGGAACAUUGGAUUCAGGGUCAACAAAGGAAUUCUUUAGGAGAUCCAAAAUUGCUGUGUUUGAUAAAAUGUGGACAUAUAUGAAAAGUGCAGAGCCAUCUGUCUUUGUGAAGACCACAGCAGAAGGUGUAGCCCGGGUACGGAAGUCCAAAGGAAAAUAUGCCUACUUGCUGGAGUCCACCAUGAAUGAAUACAUCGAGCAAAGGAAACCGUGCGACACCAUGAAAGUUGGAGGAAAUUUGGAUUCGAAAGGCUACGGGAUCGCAACACCAAAACAAUCCCCAUUAAGAAAUGCGGUUAACCUCGCAGUACUAAAACUGAAUGAACAAGGCCUGUUGGACAAAUUGAAAAACAAAUGGUGGUACGACAAAGGAGAGUGCGGCAGCGGGGGAGGUGAUUCCAAGGAAAAGACAAGUGCGCUCAGUCUGAGCAAUGUGGCUGGAGUAUUCUACAUCCUCGUGGGAGGACUUGGCUUGGCAAUGCUGGUGGCUUUGAUUGAGUUCUGCUACAAGUCAAGAGCUGAGGCGAAACGAAUGAAGGUGGCAAAGAAUGCACAGAACACUAACCCAGCUUCCUCGCAGAAUUCACAGAAUUUUGCAACUUAUAAGGAAGGUUACAACGUAUAUGGAAUCGAAAGUGUAAAAAUUUAGGGGAUAUCGUUCAGUGAUGUCAUGAGGAACAAGGCAAGGCUGUCAAUUACAGGAAGUGCUGGGGAAAAUGGACGUGUUCUAACACCAGAAUUUCCAAAAGCAGUGCAUGCAGUGAGUCCUGGCAUGAGAAUGAAUGUCAGUGUGACUGAUCUCUCGUGAUUGAUAAGAACCUUUUGAGUGCCUUACACAAUGGUCUUUCUUGUGCGUUUAUUGUCAACGUGGUGAAAGAGGCAUCCAAUAUCUUGAAGACUUUUUAUUUUCUAAACAAGAAUUCUAUCAUCUCUGUGGAUUUCAUCUUGAAUAACAAAAUGGAUGCUUGGCUGGAAAUAAAAAGGGAAACAAAAUAUACAGCAUAGACACAACUCAAUUUUCUACACUUAUUCAAGAUGAAGCUUGACUGACAUGCACAGCUAAAAUUGGAAGAUCUGUUAAUUUGACUUAAAUCGUUGUACAGGCAACACACCAGUUUCUGAAGCCACCGUUAGUCUCUUGAUUCAUAUGACUUAAGCACACUUGACAUCAACUGCAUCAAGAUGUGACAUUUUAUAAGAUAAAAAGAGAAAAAACAUGGAAAAAAUAUUUUUUGGUAUUUUCGAAAAAAGGAAACAAUGGCUUUUCAAUAAAUUGCUUCCAUUCUGGUUGUAUAUAUAUAUAUAGAUAUAUAUAUAGAAUACUAUAAGAGGAACAUAAGGGUUACAUCACAAGAUGCAUAUUUUAAAAGCCAAAUAUACAUUUGCGGAAGAGAAAUGAAGCCUAUAUAAAACAAUGGGGUUGUGUAAGAAAGUACUAUUAUUAUUGAUAAAAGCAAAUCAGUUCUGUAUAUUCUAAUCUUUAACAUUGAUGUUACAUUCAGAACACUUGAUAAUGCUCAGUAUUGAAAAUAAAACUUUUUUGUUUCCUAUGAUUUUAUCUCCAGAACGACCAUUUACCAUUGGAGUUUGACGAGUUUAACUUCUGUCAUGAUCAUGAGUUAAUUUCAGUAAUCUCAUACAAUUUUCAAAAAACAUCAUAAAGUAAUGGUGUAAUACAUGAAAAGUUUGAUUUGCUGUACUGAUGUUAAAAACAAUGGAGUAAUGAAAUGUGCCAAACUGAUAUCACCCCUCCUGGUAUUUAUUUAAACACCUAGGACCUUCCACCCCACUGGAACCCUUGUGCCUAACAUAGAAAUAGACAAACCCAUUUUAUUCUUGAUAAUAUGGUUAAUAAUGACCCUGGAUUGUUAUAGUAAUCCCAUUCAGUGGUGGCACAACACUUCAAACUGACAUCAGAUUUUUACUUUCCUGUAUAAAACAUUACAACAUUUCAAAAAUGUGUCUCCAGUGAAAUAUAUAAAAGGUUAUGUAAAGUUUUCUCCCUAUGUCUAAGUGAUUUAAGUGGUCACUAACCUUUCAGCAAACAUUGCAAAAAUCCAUAGUACAGUAUAAUCUAAGAUACUUUGUGAUGUAAAUUAUCAGAUAAGAAAGAGCAUCUUUCUCCACUUAUCCGGCUCUUAACUCUGAAUUCUCUGCUGAAUCCAUCUUGAAAGACCAAGUUGGACUGUUGGCUCACUGAAGGAUCAGAUUACAUGCCGCCCAUAUGGAAAGGGGAUAAGGAACUGCUAGAGGGACAAACAGGCAUUUUUAUCUGUUAAGAUAUAUCAAAGUUUAAAUCAAGUUCUUCAAGUUCAACAUUUAUUUUGUUUAGUUUUUUCUUUUAAUUUUCCAUGUCAUUAUCUAUAUUUAAGAAGUCCCUAGGGAACACGGGAUCACACCUUUGACAAUAGCUGAUCAGGACAUAUCUCUUUCCCCCUCUCUCCAUAGUGAACUUUGCACAGGUCACAGAACCUGGGUAAAACACUCUUACAUAGAAGUCAAUAGUAUGUUUUGUUUCUUAUGUGGAUGUGACUGCUGUAAAACAAAUGACUGAACUGCUGUUCACCAGCAGCUCAGGCAAUAUAGUUGCCCUCAUAAUGAUAUUAAAAAAAAAGUGAAUAAAAAGAAAUUUACUUUUAGAAAAUGAAAACAGAAUUACAAAGGACAUGUUUCAGAAUAUAGUUCUAAUUAAUAAAAAAUAGGGGAUAUUUUUGUAUCUUAAGUGGAAAGAUUCUUAAACUGCAACAGGUAAACAUGGCCAUUUUUUUUUAAUAAUUUACUUAUUUAACGUUCCUUAUUUUAGCUACUUAAUAACAAUAGGACUGAAAGUAUGAUUAUUUUAACUUACAUUGUAAAUAGAUCUUGGGUAGAAAAUGGUUAAGUGUACUGUUUAAAGAAGCAAAGUGAAAUAUGGAUGAAGACUGGCCUGUAAAAAACUAGAUAUUGACAUGUACAAAGAAUCAGAUGACAAGUGGUUUAGAUGAUGAAAUUAUAGGUGGCUCCAAAUAUUUGUAAGAUAGACAACCUAAAAUGUCUAAAGACAUUGGGAGAAUUUAUCACACCCUUCACUCCAGAAUUCUGGCUUUAAAAAGUUGCAAAAUAUGGCUUUUUCAAUUUUUGGGCUUAUUUAGGUAAAAACAUGUGGCUUUCUGUAUUUUUACACCAUUCACUCCAGUUUUCAAAAGAGCGUGGGAAAGUUGGCAUGGUUGGCUUUUUUAGUUAUUUUCACUCCAUAUUUAUCACUUUUAAAAAGUGGCAAAAAAAGUCUCAAAGUCAUUCCAGUAGGGGGUGGCAUUAAAAACUGGAGAAUCAUUUCUAGACAAAAGUUUUAGGUUUAUAGAUGCAAACAUUUAACAAACAAUGUGAGAAUAGUUGAUAAAUGUCGUGUAAAGUACACCAACACAGACUCAAGCAAAGCUGAUCUCAAAUAUUACCCUUAUGAUACAGAGAGAGAGAAAGAAAAAUGAAAAAAAAAAAAAAAAGUGAGAAAC
Bufo bufo (common toad) is the source of this 5692-nucleotide messenger RNA. RefSeq names its product glutamate ionotropic receptor AMPA type subunit 2 (gene GRIA2). The record is from RefSeq and is a predicted model, not a curated record. Gene Ontology annotation, biological process: synaptic transmission, glutamatergic; monoatomic ion transport; modulation of chemical synaptic transmission. Gene Ontology annotation, molecular function: transmitter-gated monoatomic ion channel activity involved in regulation of postsynaptic membrane potential; AMPA glutamate receptor activity. Gene Ontology annotation, cellular component: AMPA glutamate receptor complex; postsynaptic membrane; dendritic spine. Lineage: Eukaryota; Metazoa; Chordata; Amphibia; Anura; Bufonidae. The transcript has 16 exons. The coding region runs from base 175 to 2850 and encodes 891 amino acids.